CGAAUAAUUGACUGUAUUUUUAACAAUAAUAAUUACAAAUAUAUAGCCUACUGACGUUGUUUAGAUGUUUGUAAACAGGGAAAUACGACGGAUUCUCUUUUGAAAGGUCUGAAAGUAGGUCCGCGGACGUAUUUGCCGAAAUGUUUUUUGUAUUCCAACCGGAAGUGAAGUAUGGGAGCAACUACUAGUGUGAACCGUGAGCCUAACAUGCGUAAUAUUACACAAACUUUAACGAAUUUUGGAUUAUAUUCGAAACGUUUAAGGCCGAGAGAAAUUGUUGUUAAUACCCGACUCGAUGUUUAUUAAAUGAAUAUCAAGACAAAUAAAUUCCCAAGGUAUCCAUGUAACUGCCCUCUGGAGUCUGGAGCACUUUCAUUUGCUAAUGGCUUAAUUUUAAAGUGAAGCAGAGCGAAUCUUUCUGACACUGGUGAAACAUGCCCUUACCAUUUGGAUUAAAACUGAAAAGAACACGAAGGUAUACUGUCUCCAGCAAGAGCUGUCUGGUCACACGCAUCCAGCUGCUUAAUGGUGAAUUUGUGGAGUUUACACUUUCUGUGGAGAGCACAGGCCAAGAAUGCCUGGAAGCAGUUGCUCAGAGGCUGGAGUUAAGAGAGAUAAAUUACUUCAGCCUCUGGUACUUCAACAAACAAAACCAGCAGAGAUGGAUUGAUUUAGAAAAGCCACUGAAGAAACAGCUCGACAAGUACGGACUAGAGCCCACUGUUUACUUUGGAGUCGUGUUCUACGUGCCAACUGUUACCCAGUUACAACAAGAGAUAACCAGAUAUCAGUAUUACCUCCAGCUGAAGAAGGAUAUUUUGGAGGGGAGAAUUCCAUGUUCAAUUGAACAGGCAAUCCGCUUGGCAGGCUUGGCUGUACAAGCGGACUUCGGAGACUUCAACCGCUAUGACUCACAGGAAUUUCUACAAAAAUUUGUGCUUUUCCCAAUUGACUGGAUUCAAGAUGAGAGGGUUGUUGAAGAAGCCACGCAAAAAGUUGCCAUUCUGUAUCAAAGCUACCGAGGCUUGCCAGUGCCAGAAGCAGAGAUGCUGUACAUGCAAGAAGUGGAGAAGAUGGAGGGUUAUGGUCAGGAGGGUUUUCAAGCAAAGGAUAGCCAGGGUGCCGAUAUACUUAUUGGAUCCUGUCUGGAUGGAAUUUUUGUCAAGCAUAAAAAUGGCCGACCACCUCUCUUAUUUCGGUGGAAUGACAUUAAUAACAUGACUCAUAAUAAAUCAUUCUUCGCCUUGGAGCUGGCCAACAAAGAAGACACCAUUCAGUUUCAAACUGAGGACAUGGAGACUUCCAAAUAUGUGUGCAGAAUGUGCUUGUCAAGGCACAAGUUUUAUAAGAUUAACAAGAGUAGUCUAGAGGAAUCUGAGGCCCCACCUUCUGAGGGCUCCCAGAAGUCCAUUCUCACUCUUUCAUUUCCUCGCUUUCCAAUGCUCUCUCGUCCCUCGCUGCCUUCUAACAAGGGCCAAACUCAGCCUGUUCCGGUGAACCCAGUCAGACAGCGCUCCUCCACACGAAUGUCUCUGCCCAAGCCUCAGCCCUACAUGAUGCCUCCACCUCAGUUACACUACAAUGGCCAUUACAAUGAGCCUUACACGUCUCAAGACAACCUUUACUUGAACAAUCAGAAUGGCUACUACUACCAUUCUCAGACCAGCUUGGACCGUUCCCCACAUGAGUACAACGGAAGGAUUCGUAACGGCAGUGUAUACAGCGCCCACAGCACCAGCUCACUCAACAACCCACAGCACUACCUUCAGUCGUCGCCCGUGUCUUCCAACCCCAGCAUCACGGGCAGCGAUGUCAUGCGACCAGACCACGUUCCCACUCACCGGCACAGUGUGCUCAUCCCACCCUCCUACCGCGCCACACCUGACUAUGAGACUGUCAUGCGUCAGAAGAGCUGCGGUGUAAUGCCCGCUGCUGAGCGCCAGUGCCACUCCAUGCGCAACCUCAACAUUGGCAGCUCAUAUGUCUACAGCCGGCCUGAUCCACUGGUAUACAGCCAGCCAGAGAUCCGUGAGCAUGGGGCCACCCAGUACCACCUCAACUACAGCUUCCACAGCCCCUCGCCAUACCCCUACCCUGCGGAACGCCGGCCUGUGGUGGGUGCCGUCAGCGUGCCUGAGCUUACCAAUGUGCAGCUGCAGCAGGCCCAGGAAUACCCUGCACCCAACAUCAUGAGGACCCAGGUGUACCGGCCACCGCCGCCUUAUCCCUAUGCCCACCCGCGGCCGGCCAACAGCACGCCGGAUCUUUCUCGCCACUUGUAUGUCAGCAGCAGCAACCCAGACUUGAUCACACGCCGAGUGCACCACUCGGUGCAGACCUUCCAGGAGGACAGUCUGCCGGUGGCGCACUCCCUGCAGGAGGUGAGCGAGCCACUUGUCACACAUCGUCGCCCCCACACGCAGAAACGUAACUCCAUCGAGAUUGCUGCCUUGGCGUAUGGCCUGGACGGCAUGAGGCUGAAGGAGAGGGCCGUGUCUGUCUCGACUGCGGAGGCUGGGCCCCCACUGGCCCCACCUGCUGCAUCCGCCCACUCCAGCUCUGAACUCAGCGUCUUCCUGGAGAGGACCAAAGCAGAGGAGACAAUCAUAAAGGAGGAUGUAUGCUAUGGGCACAAAAAGUCCCUUUCAGAUGCCACCAUGCUGGUGCACAGUAGCGGAGAAGAGGAGGAGUUUGAGGAUGAUGGUGGCCGGCACACUCCCCGGUCUCAGGAUGCAGUGGCCUGUCCAGACCAAACCAUGGCUGUUCUGGGACAUCAGCUAAUGGACACACCUCCGCCCGCCUACCACUUUGCUCCCAGUCUGGAUACAGUGCUUGCCAGCCCUCUCGGCUUCAAACCCCAACCAGGGAUCGAGGAGCAAGAAGAGGCAGGGCCGCUGUACCUGCUUGGCGAGGCUGGUGCCUUGAUGCCCUCUGUUUCGGAGGGGAACCUGAGCAGUCAGGGCAGAGUGAAGACUAAGAGGGAGCUUAUCAAGAAGAGACCUGUGUCCGAUGUGCCCUCCGCACGAAGGAACCUCGAUGGCCUCCCUCCACCCGGUAUGAAGAAGAGCACCCGCCCAGAGGUGAAGAAAAUGGGUCCACCAAAGGUGGCAGUUCUCAACGGCCUUACUCCAACUCGCGUGCCCACGCUGGGCGAGGGCAAGGACGAGCCGGGGAAAGCCUCCAACGAUGAAAGGUGUAAGGUCCUGGAGCAGUGUCUGGAGCAGGGCAUGGUGUUUACAGAAUACGAGCAAGUGCCAAAGAGACGACCUGAUGGUGAAUGCAGCAUAGCACAGCUUCCAGAGAACGCUGAGCGCAACCGCUUCCAGGACGUGCUGCCCUACGAUGAUUCACGGGUGGAACUCGUCCCCACCAAGGAGAACAACACAGGCUACAUCAACGCCUCACAUAUAAAAGUUACGGUCGUGGGGGAGGAGUGGAGCUAUAUUGCAUCGCAGGGUCCCCUCUCCAACACAUGCCAAGACUUCUGGCAGAUGGUUUGGGAACAAGGAGUUGCUAUUAUUGCUAUGGUUACUGCUGAAGAGGAGGGAGGCCGUGAGAAGAGCUUCCGCUACUGGCCCCGCUUGGGCUCCCGCCACAACACAGUCACAUACGGGCGCUUUAAGAUCACCACCCGCUUCCGCACUGACUCAGGCUGCUAUGCCACCACGGGCCUGAAAAUCAAACACCUCCUCACAGGGCAGGAGCGCACCAUCUGGCACCUGCAGUACACUGACUGGCCUGACCACGGCUGUCCUGAGGACUUCAAAGGCUUUCUGGCGUACUUGGAGGAGAUUCAGUCAGUGAGGCGACACACCAACAGCACCAGUGAUCCAAAGAACCCAAAUCCGCCUGUGCUGGUACACUGCAGUGCGGGGGUGGGGCGCACUGGAGUGGUCAUCCUGACUGAGGUCAUGGUAGCCUGUCUGGAACAUAAUGAGAUGCUGGGCGUCCCUACUGUUCUGAAGCUACUGCGGCAGCAGCGUAUGCUAAUGGUGCAGACCGUUUCCCAAUACAGCUUCAUUUACAAAGCCCUCAUACAGUUUCUUAAAAACUCCAGACUUAUAUAAGAGCUUUGGAUAAGCUGACAUAUGCAUGGAAGGGGGUGUUCUUCCAUGACAACAGGAGCAGAUCUUUUCCCCUCAUGGCAUAUGUUCUCAGGGGUGCCAAAGGGGUGUAUUCUGGGGGGUGGGGUGUCAGAGAUGGCAGAAGUUGGCUGGAGUUCCCUUGGUUUCACUUCAUGAGCACUUUGUCUGAUUAGUAUUGAAGGGGUGCAGGUCUGAAGGAUCCUGCAAAUCAGGAGAACAUGUUCUCAUUAAUCAGUAUUAUUCAGAGAUUUCACUGUUGUGUGUUCACUACAUGGUUACUGCUAAUGAAUCCCAGCACUUUUAUUGUAUAUAGCAAAUUACACUAAUGCUGCAUCUUUAUUGUUAAAUGUAUAACAAUAUAGGUUGCUCCUUUUUAAAUGUUUUCCUUUUUUCUUCUUAAUGGCUAUCUUGAUAGUUUUGAGUGAUGGUUUACUGAGCUGAAGAGUAAUGGUCACAGUGUUUAAACUAGUGGGGAGGUUACGUUUUAAAAUUUAAGGGUGUUUUGACAACAUUUAGGGUGCUUGCAGUUAGAACUCUGAAAUAGUGAAUACUUUUUUAAAUUUUCAAAAUCAGAGAAUAUACAAUAUCAUAGUAUUUGGCACUUGAACAUUGCACUCCCACCUGAGAUUGGCAUCACAUAUACAGUCUUUCACAGAUGAUGAUGGACUGAGUAACGUGGGUUUUGCACAAGUAUCAUGCAUAUUGCAUAACUCAUGUGCAUAUCUUAAGUUAGGAUACAGCCAAAGAAGUGUGUUUUUAUAUAAAUGUUUGCAGAUAGAACCUUUUAAAAACUUUUUUAAGAGUAUUACAUUGAAAUAACUUAUAAUGCUUCAUAUCCUAUACAUAUCAAGGAUUUAUUAUGCCUAAGCCCAUUAACCCCUGGACAUUUUUAUUUGUAUUACCUAUUUGUGAUGUAUAUUUACCAGAAGUGCUAAAACUAACAACCAAAGAAUUGUCCAACUUGAUUUUUGAAGAAGAGCACAGCUGUGGUCUUUAUAUGAACUGUUUAUAAUCUUUCUCCACAGACAUGUGACAGUUAUAAUCUACCAAAGAAAAUUAAUUUUCUAAGACACUUAAGGACAUCUUCAACCACUGUGAAAAUUCUUGUUUUCUGUGUGUUGGAGAAACUGAAGAAGAAACAUAUUUUAUGAAGAUAAUGUGGCAUGUUGUUCCCUGUGUGUACAUAUGCUAUGCAGCCUUUUGUCAGACUUUGAGAUCAGAUAGGUUCCAGCCUGUUGUUGUUUAACUUACAUUCCACCAUAAGGUUGCAGGGUGUUUCUGAACCAAAACAUACCUGUACUGAGACCUCAACGUUGCCUGGAUCUCCUGCUUAAAUUACAAAGGAUCACAGCACUUCAGUUAAGAUAACAUUAACUAGCUGUAAUCUAAUUCCAUACCAUUACCAAGAAAAAUCACAUUUGUUUUACAUAGAGUGCAACUGAAGUUGGAGUUGGAUCUGUAAGCAUUUCCUAACCUGAAUAGAAUACAAAUUCAUUCUAAGGUUUGAUCCAAAAUAUCCUGACUUGUGAAUAGUAAUUGGUCUUGGUUGGUGAGUUGUAGGUCCAACAGUCUUCAUCUUUUAGCAUCAGGAACAGCUGUUUGUUUUCAUAACAAAUGGCACUGGUUAUCCUUACAUGGAAUGAACUCAUGAGUUAUUUUUACAUUGGCACAAUCCUUGAUAGUUUAAAAGCUUCACAGUAACCUAAAAAUAAGUAUUGCAGUGCACCCAAACACUAAAUACAUGGGGUAGUAUAUAGGAUUGUUUGUUUAGUUUUAGUCUAAAAGCCAGUCUGAAUACAAAUUUACAUUUAAAUAGCUAGUUUUCUAUAAAUUAAGACUAGAUUGUGACUACAACAGGGCUUGAGUCUCAGUUUAGUUUUGUUUUUUAUGCUAGGCUUGACCUGUUUGUGGAAAGCUUGUUUAUUAAGCAAAGUUAAGGGAAAUCCAGAUUAGAGAAACUAAAGUCUCAUUUCUAUCUUCUUUUUUUCUUUUUUUUCCUUUUUUUUUUUUGAAGUUCAGUAUAAUGCAGUGGGAACCAUUUUAUGUUUCCAUAAUUUAAACUUUUUUUGUUAAUUUGUACUAACUGAUAGAAAGUACUGUUCAGAUAACAGUCGAGAAAGAAGGAUAUUGAUGCAUUUAAUAUAUUUAAUCAGUAAUGCUGUUUAGUGUUCAGUGUAUUACCUCAACCUGUGUUUUGUAUUUCAGGGCAACCAUACUGAAAAUGUUGAGCUUAAAUGAUAAGUUCCACAUCUUGAUUAGGUUCAUUUUGCAGUCAACAAUUGGCGAGACAUUCAUUUUAUUCUGCAAAUCCUUUUUGUUUUUAUCAAACAGACAAAAACUAACACAAACUCAUGUUAGUAUUCAAACACAAGUAUGCAUGUUAAAAUGUGACAUGGGUUUUCAGGCUGAAGUAUUGUGCUUUGUUCUAUUAAAAGGUUUGGGAAAGGGCACCUUUCACCUGUCCAAGAGAUCUUAAACUUUACCUUUAUGUCAUGUAGAAAAGAAAAUAGUUUGGCCUCCAAAAUCUCCUCUAAUUCAGUAGUUUCUACUGCCGUUCGUCAUUGAGAAGAGGCAGGUCCUUUUAUUUGGCCUGGUUACCUUAAUUUGGCAUGUGGUUGAUGAAUAUGAUAACAUGGCUAUAGAAUGGACUUGUUUCACAUUUGAAACAAGUAGUUUCCAGUGUAUUUAGCAAUAAUCGGGACCUCUAUAUCUCUUUAAAUUAAAUACCCUUUUCUUAAAGAGAACUAAACACUUGUUCUUCCAAACACUUUAAACUCUGACCCAAAAUACCAAACUUUAGAAGCUGGACAGGGAGUGUAUGUCAGACAUGCAUAUCACUUAUGGAAGUGAGCAAAUAACAAUUAAAUGUAAAACAUUCAAAACUAUUCUUAAUAAACAGUAGAAGCGUCAUUUAUAGUUACAGGGUUUUUGACGGUGUUAAAGCAACAUGAAAUGUCUUUUCACAAAAUUGUACAAUUUUGGUUAAGCUUAGAUGGAAGUCAGUCAGGACUCCCCACAUAUUUCUGCUUUAUUUGCAGAGGAAAGUGGUCCACAGGAUCUUGCUGCAAAAAAUGAAUUCAUAAUUUAAUGCUUUCAGUUGAACAAGAUAAGUGACAUUUGAACUUGCAUUUAGUGUUCACCCACUUAUGUUGUAAUAUAGUAAUACUGGAAACCAUGAAGAUUAAAAAAUGAAACAGAAAACUGGAUAAUGAAGCUUGGCUGGCCUGUUUUAUGUUUUUAUCAUAUGUUAAUAUCAGAUACUGUUUGUUGUUGAUUUUAGUCUUAUUAACUAAUAACAGCACUGCAUUUUCUUUUAAUUAAAAAAACCCAGAUAAACCAACA
Molecule: messenger RNA, 7427 nt
Organism: Electrophorus electricus (electric eel)
Lineage: Eukaryota; Metazoa; Chordata; Actinopteri; Gymnotiformes; Gymnotidae
Gene: ptpn21
Product: protein tyrosine phosphatase non-receptor type 21
Biological process (GO): protein dephosphorylation
Cellular component (GO): cytoskeleton; cytoplasm
Molecular function (GO): protein tyrosine phosphatase activity
Source: RefSeq, a predicted model, not a curated record